Molecule: messenger RNA, 2412 nt
Organism: Iphiclides podalirius (scarce swallowtail)
Lineage: Eukaryota; Metazoa; Arthropoda; Insecta; Lepidoptera; Papilionidae
Source: the annotation of a GenBank genome assembly
AUGGCUAAAAAGGGAAAAGCAAAAAUUAGUAAGGUGAAAAGGAACAAUCAGACCACGAACAAAAUGAGAAAACAGGGCAAACUACGUCUUCAGAGGCAUAGAAACAAAGUUCAGAAGCAAAAACAGCCGGCGCAAACUCAGCAACCGGUAUACAGCAGCGAAAGCGAAUCUGCCUCUGGGGACGAAUGGGCAGACAUGCUAGACGAAGAGGAACAAAAGUACAUAAUGGGAAGGCUGGCCAAGGAACCCCAUCUCCUCUCUAAUGUGCCAGAAGAAGAUAAGAAAGGAGAUAAGAAACCUAAAAAGCGUAAACAAAGUAAUCUAGACCAAGUUCCCAAAGACAUGAGUCUCAGUAGUGAUAGCGGUGCGGACAGUGAAACAGACAAUAGUGACAUGGAGGAUAAAUAUGAAAAGGAGAUGGCGGAGAGACCUGUAAAACGGCUCCGUCCAUUACUGCCAAUCAAAACCAAACAUGGCAUUAUGGAAAGAGCUGAAGAGUGUGAAGACACAGAUUCUGAUCAAGAUCAGGCUGAUGAAACUACUGAGUCUACAAUUCCUGAAAGCAAAGAUGAGGAAGACACAAAAGAUGGUGACUCCGAUUCUGGGAUGGAGGGUACUGUGGAAGAGGGUGAUAAAACAGAUGAAGUGGUGACCACUGUGCAACUGUUAGCUGCCAGGAGAGAUAAACUGAAUCAUGAAAAAUUAAGGAUUGGGGCACUCUGUUCUUCGUUGCUGGAGAACCCGGAGAGAAAACUGAAGAACCUGUUCCCAAUUCUGUACCUGAUGGAGGAGCACUUAAAAGACGGCACACCCAACUUGGUGUCAGUGAGAAAACUGGCCAUGAUAUCUGCCGCCGAGGUGUUCAGGGACAUCUUGCCCGAUUAUGCGAUACGCCACCAGGACUACUCUGACGUAAAGCUGAAAAAGGACACUUUGGCGCUCUACAAACACGAGAAGGAACUUGUGGAGUUCUACAAGCGAUACCUGCAGCGGCUAGAAAAAGCCGCCUCCAUUUUAAGACAAAAGAAAGGGGACAGGAGAUCGGUAGAGCAGUCGGCCAAGAGUCUGGCUCUGGUGGCGCUCCGCUGCAUGUGCUCGCUGCUCGCCGCGCGGCCCCACUUCAACUUCGCGCCGAACAUCGCCCAGAGCGUCGUGCCGUAUCUGGACUGCCGCCAGCAGGAGGCGCGGGCCGCAGCGGCAGAAUGCUGCAGCCAGGUGUUCGCCGAAGACGCCAGGGGAGACAUCACGCUCAAGAUCGUGCGCUUGAUCAACCAGCUGGUGAAGAAGCGCGGAGAGAGGAUCCACCCUUCGGCGCUGGACUGCCUCCUCACGCUGAAGAUACGCGACGUAGACCUGGAUGCGGACGCGGACUUGAAGCACAAGAAGCGCCAAGAAGAGCGGCACAAGAAGAGGAUCGUCAACCUGUCCAAGAAAGAGAAGAAAAGGGCAAAGAAGUUGAAAGAAGUAGAACGGGAGCUGCUGGAGACAGAAGCGCGGGAGAGCGAGGAAGCCCACAAAAAGCUGCUGACAGAGGUCACCAAGACGGUAUUCCACAUCUACUUCAGGAUAUUGAAGAAUUCACCCAAAUCUCAACUGUUGGAGGCUGUUUUGAACGGAUUGGCCAAGUUCACGCACGUGAUCAACGUGGAGUUCUACUCGGAGCUGGUGGCGCUGCUGUCCCGGCUGACGCGCGAGGAGGGCGUGGGGGGCCGCGCGAGGCUGCAGUGCGCGCGCACCGCCCUGGCCGUGCUGGCCAGCGCGGGCGACGCGCUCAACUUGGACCCCGCCUACUUCCACGCCUACGUCUACGCCAACGCGCUCUCCGUGCACGCCGGGGGGACUUCGGACCAGGCCCGCGUGGUGGUGGAGGCCGUGAUGCAGGUGGGGGCGAGGGCGCGGCGCGUUUCGCCGGUCGUGGUCCGCGCACUGGCAAAGCGCCUGGCAACUCUGGCAACGCAGCUCUUGCCGCACCAGUCGCUGGCCGCCAUGCGCCUCGUCCACGACCUGAUGCAGACGGGAGGCGCGAUGCGGUCGCUGGUGGAUGCGGAAGGCGCGGAAGGGGCCGGCCGCUACGACCCGCUGCUGCCUUCGCCGGAGCACUGCCGCGCCCAGGCCGCCGUGCUGCACGAGCUGUGCACGCUGCGCCGCCACCACCAGCCAGCCAUUCGCCGAGCUGCCGCAGCCCUGCUUACGUUAGGGGACUGGCCGCUGCCCACCAGGAACCCAAUACAGACUUACGAGGAGUAUGACGGUUCACAAAUGGCCUUCAAGCCGGCCAUACCGCCGCCCAAAGUCGAGCAGAGGAGCACCAAACGGCCGUCCCACGACCACGCGUGGGCCCAGAGUGAUUUCAAAGUGCAUUGCCAGUCGAUAGAAGACAGCAUCCAAUUAGUUAUCAAAGAUAAUAUAAGA